GAGGAGACUUUGCAAACAACAAUCUUGGGUCAGGGGCCAUUUUGGAAGCAUCUCGCCAAGCUCCGCUUCCUGUCCGAAUAUGGAGAAGGUAAAAGGCAAGGAGUGGACCUCCACAGAGAAGGCGAGGGAAGAGGAUCAGCAGGCUUCUAAUCAACCAAACACGAUUGCUUUGCCGGGAACAUCAGCGAAGGGGGGAACCAAAGGAAAAGUAUCUAUUAAAGGUGACAAAGUGCUUUGCCCUAAGAAGAAGGCAGACUGUGAUAACCCCAGACCUCAGAAGAAGAUACCAAUCCCUCCCUUACCCUCUAAACUGCCACCUGUUAAUCUGAUUCACCGGGACAUCGUACGGGCCUGGUGUCAGCAAUUAAAGCUGAGCACCAGAGGCCAGAAACUGGAUGCGUAUAAGCGCCUGUGUGCCUUUGCUUACCCAAACCAAAAGGAUUUCCCUAGCACAGCAAAAGAGGCCAAAAUCCGGAAGUCAUUGCAAAAUAAAUUAAAGGUGGAAAAAGGGAAAGCGAGCCUGCAGAGUUCUGGGACACAGCCUCCUCAAGUGCCCCUUCCCCCUGCGGAGGGGCUGCCUGCUCUGGAAGGGUCCACUCCUCUCCUUGAGGGAGUUAAUACGGUUGUGGUGACAACUUCUGCCCCAGAGGCUGUGCUGGCCUCCUGGGCAAGAAUUUCAGCCAGGGCAAGGACGCCAGAGGCAGUGGAACCUCCACAAGAAGCCAGUGGUGUCAGGUGGUGUGUGGUCCAUGGGAAAAGUCUCCCUGCAGACACAGACGGUUGGGUGCACCUGCAGUUUCAUGCUGGUCAAGCCUGGGUUCCAGAAAAGCAAGAAGGGAGAGUGAGUGCGCUCUUCCUGCUUCCUGCCUCCAGUUUUCCACCCCCGCACCUUGAAGACAAUAUGUUGUGCCCCAAAUGUGUUCACAGGAACAAGGUCUUAAUAAAAAGCCUCCAAUGGGAAUAGAAUAUCAGGGAAAAGGCCAUAUCUAUGAUAAUUAAUGGCAGAAAGGCUGGAGAGUCGGAUUCUGUGGUGCUGCUGACAGGUGAACUUGGUCCUCUCCACACCUGCUUACGGUCCGUGCAGACUGCUGGGGUGGCAGAUCUUAGCCUACGACCCCUAGCAGUGCCUGUUGCUUUGUGAGUAGAGAUAUGAUAGACUCUUGCAUUUAAAAAUGGGAAAACAUUUCACAAAGUACCAUAAAUUGUAGUUAAUAUGCAGAAAAAUUUAUUCAUACCACCUUUCUAAAAUAGAAAA
Cebus imitator (Panamanian white-faced capuchin) is the source of this 1255-nucleotide messenger RNA. It is a transcript of the gene DPPA4, whose product is annotated as developmental pluripotency associated 4. The record is from RefSeq and is a predicted model, not a curated record. Gene Ontology annotation, biological process: system development. Gene Ontology annotation, cellular component: nucleus. Gene Ontology annotation, molecular function: chromatin binding. Lineage: Eukaryota; Metazoa; Chordata; Mammalia; Primates; Cebidae. The transcript has 7 exons. The coding region runs from base 80 to 964 and encodes 294 amino acids.